Corylus avellana is the source of this 1466-nucleotide messenger RNA. It is a transcript of the gene HCA2, whose product is annotated as Dof-type zinc finger DNA-binding family protein. Gene Ontology annotation, biological process: regulation of DNA-templated transcription. Lineage: Eukaryota; Viridiplantae; Streptophyta; Magnoliopsida; Fagales; Betulaceae. Gene Ontology annotation, molecular function: DNA-binding transcription factor activity; DNA binding. The record is from RefSeq and is a predicted model, not a curated record.
ACUCCAUCAUCACUCUCUCUCGCCUUCAUUCUUAUCCUCUUUUUUCUCAAAGAGACGACUCACCAACUUCAUAAACACUUGUGUAGAGUGUUUGUGAGUACUUAGGUUGUCGAGGAGAGUUGUUUUGUUUAAUGGGUCUUACUUCUUUGCAAGUUUGCAUGGAUUCAUCUGACUGGCUACAGGGUUCAAUUCACGAUGAUUCUGGAAUGAAUUCUUCAUCACCAUCGGGAGACAUGCUGGCAUGCUCGAGGCCGAUGAUAGAGAGGCGGCUGAGGCCACCGCAUGACCAGGCGCUCAAGUGCCCGAGGUGUGAGUCAACACACACAAAAUUUUGCUACUACAACAACUACAGCCUGUCUCAGCCGAGGUACUUUUGCAAGACCUGUCGAAGGUAUUGGACCAAAGGAGGCACCCUGAGGAACAUUCCUGUCGGCGGUGGCUGCAGAAAGAACAAGAAGGUUUCUACUAAAAAAUCCAAUGAUCAACCCAUGAACCAAAACCACCCAGGAUCAUCAUCCUCUCACAACCCUACUGAUCUCCAGCUUUCUUUUCCGGAGGCGCAGCUUUCUCACCUCACUAGUAUGCUUGGCACACACGCCACACUUGGAAACCCUAAUUUUAUGGACGCCAGUAGGUAUCAUGGCAUGCUGGAGAGCCCUAACCCUAGGCCUAUUGAUUUCAUGGAGAGCAAGUUGGAAGGUGUUGUUGGGAGUUCUAGGAAUUAUGAUUUUAUGGGGAAUGGUGAUCAUCACAUGGGGAUGGUUGGUGGGCUUGGAGAUCUAAACGGUCAUGGUUUGGCACCAAAUUUUCAUACUCUUUGCUCUCCUUUCGGAAUGUCGACGCUUGAUGGGAACAGUGGGAGUUUCAUGGACACGUGUCAGAGGUUAAUGCUACCAUAUGAUCAUCAUCAUCAUCAUCAUGAUGCAAAUGAUCAUCAGGAACAUCAUCAUCAUCAUCAUGCAAUAGAUGUGAAGCCAAACACCAAGCUAUUGUCCCUUGAUUGGCAAGACCAACAAGGUUGUUCUGAUGCUGGGAAGGACUCGCUUGUGUAUCUCAACGGUCUAGGAUCGUGGACUGGCAUGAUGAACGGCUACGGACCGUCUACAACAAAUCCAUUAGUCUAAGCAAAGCAAAUCUGAUCGACGGUCAAAGAUCCACCAACCAAUAUUGCAUGUUUCAUGUAAUAUGUAUGCCUUUAAUGGAAAGGGUUAGUUUUUUUCGUGUUUCUUUCUAUGAAGGCGGUCUUCCAUAAUCUAUUGACUUUGACAGCAGGAGGGGGAGUGUGAAUGAGAAAGACUGAGGGUCCAAAAUCGACUGCCGGAGUGCGCUACUAUUGGCUUCUUUUGUAAUUUUUAUAUUUUUAUAUCUCUUUGUUAUAUUUGUUGUCUUGUGUGUAAGACAUUCAAAUCUCUAGGAUUUUGUUGUAAUACCGAGGAAGAUAUAGUAGUACUGCUUUUUUCAGAUUA